CCCCUGGCCUGAGAGUUCAAAAAGUGGGAUUUGGCCCACUUGGAAUGGAAUUUAUUUCUUCUUCUGCAUUUGCAGCCCAACUUUCCCUCCAGGAACCUCAAGGUGGGGCACAUGGUUCUCCUCCCUCCUCCUCAUGGAAUCCCCACAACAACAACCUUGUGAGGUGGGUCAGGCCAAGAGAAGGCAGUGACCACCCCCCCCCCCGGUCAUCUUCAGCAAGCUUUACAGCCACUGGGUGGGGGAUUCAAAUCCCCGUCUCUCCCAGAUCCUAGUCCUCAUUGAAGCCCCACAACAACCCUGUGAGGUCGGUUAGGCGGAGCGGCAGUGCCUGCCCCACAGUCACCCAGUGCCCUUUUGUCCAAGUGGGGAUUCAAACCCUGGUCUUGCUCCUAGUCCUCAUGGAAUCCCCACAACAGCCCUGUGAGGCAGGCCAGGCCGACAGAAGGAGGCGGACACUGCCUUGAGCUCACACCCAGCAACCUUCAUGGCUGGCUGGGGGCACUUGAACCCUGGUCUCGCCUGGGUCCUGGCCCGGCACUCUAACCACUACACCGCCGCUGCCUCUUUUUACACCCUGACAAUCUUUUCCUGACCUUCAGGGUCUGCUCAGCCUUGCUGGACCACAGCGAUGGCCUUCUGCAGGGAGCUCCCUUUCCGCUGCCCACGGCGGCGAUGGGACCCAGGUGUCCGAGGGGGCAUCAGAGGAGGAGGCUGCUGGCCACCCCUCCGUCUGUUGGCCUGGCCAGGAUUCCAGAUUCCUCUGAUGUCGCAGCGGAACAGAGGGACCCCCCCAUCCAACGACUGACCUCCAAAGCGGUCAGGCAUGGAGUUUGUCACUGGCUACCGGGCCGAGAUCCUGGACUUUGCUGAGCUGCUCUUCAGCUGGUACCGGCGCUUCCUGUUGGACUCGGCCUGCCGGCGAGGCAGCGAGCGCCGCAAACGCCAGGAGGGCUCCAUCCGGCGCCUGCCCCCGGAUCCGGCCCUCUGGGUGCUGCACGCCUUGCCCAACCGGGCGCUGGCCUUCACCGUGGCCGACCCGGGGCAGCAGGUGGGCGGCCGUUUCUACAGCGAGGAGGCGCUGGCCCUGGGGGACCUGGAGCGCUUCAUCACCUUCGUGGGCGCUGGCGAGGAGGAUGACGAGGAGGCCACACCUGAGACAGGCCAGCCGCUCUGGCGCGUGGAGCACCUCCUGCUGCUGACGGACGAGCACGGCAGCAUCCUGGGCUUUGACUUCCAGCUGGGGGGGUCCUGGGCAGGGGCCAUGGGGGCCGAGCAGCCGCUGGAGCCCCGCGCCGUCGCCCUCCUGUGCCACAGCAUGAUCUGCCCUCUGGGCGCAGGGGAGCCACGCAGGCCCAAGCUGCUCACCGUGGGAGACGCGGCCUUGCACAAGUCCCUGGAGCCGCUGCUCUCGAGGCUGGGGGUGAAGAUGAGCAAGGGCCCGAUGCGCGGCUGGGGCCCCAAGCCGGCCUUCACGUUCCCCACCACCCGUGUGCGGGCCUGCCACGUCUGCAAGAGGUACAGCUUCGAGGGACAAGUCACGGCGUGCCAGCACUGCAGGGCCGUCCUGUACUGCUCCGAGCGCUGCCGCAAGCUGGACUGGAACCGCAGCCCCGAGGACAUCGGGCACCAGUUCUGGUGCCAGCGCAUGGCUGGGUACAUGAGUCGCACCCGGGAGCUAGCCAACCUUCCUUUCACCUUCACAGCAGAGGUGACCAGCGAGAACUUCAACAAAGAGGGCUUCCUCUCUGCCAGGGGUCUGACCCGCGGCUACUGGGCCGGAGAGAGCAUGCUGGUCAGGGCACCCGACUACGGCGUGGGGCUCCAGGGGGGUCCCGAGAAGCCCGUGCCCUUCCUGCAAAGCGGGAACCCCUUUGAGGCGCUACGGCCGGAAGGAGGGACGGCUCUUCCACCAGCCCCCCCAGAGCCUCCCAUGCCCCGGACAUUCUUUGGGUCCUGGAAGGAGUAUUACCAGUGGCGGGGGCUGCCCCUUGGAGCCCCUCUGGCCGUCCUCCUCAGCUACCCCCUCACUGCCUACUACAUCAUCACCCAACUGGCCCCUCAGCACUUUCCUGAGCUGAACAUCCUGAACAAGCAGUCUCUCAAGAUCCACGUGGUAGAGGCAGGCAAAGAAUUUGGGGUUCUGAUGGUCUUCUGGGAGUUGUCAGUGCUGCUGCCCCAUGUCUCUCUGGAGCUUCUGUUUGUGGGGGACGCCCUGCCCCCCCAGUUGGACGGCCAGCAGUUUCUUCUUCAGAGGGAUGAGGAGCAAGGCGUCUCUGUCCGGCCUGGCCUGGCCCCCAGAUGCAAGGGGGGGCGGCGUGAACUGCAGUUUGGGUUCAGCGCCCGCCCCUACCACCUCCUGCAGGCGCCCAAGCCGGAUCUGGUCAUUGGGUUCAACUCUGGAUUUGCCCUCAAGGAGACUUGGCGGAGUUCUCUGCCGCGACUUCAGUCCCUUCGGGUGCCGGCCUACUUCACCGAAUGCAGCGAGUACAGCUGUGCCGUGGAUGAGGCUGCCGUCUCCAUGGCGACGGGGGGCAGCACCAGCCCUGCCCAGAUCAACCCUUUCCGCUCGCCUUUCCGCCAGGCCGGAAUCGACAACGCCAUGCCCUGGUGGGUACCCCAGUUGCGGUUCUGGCAAAGCCUGUCACUUCUGACCCCCCCCUGCCCCAGAAGGUACUCCAACGCCUUCAUCUUCCACCUGAUCUACAAGGCCUCCUCAGCCAGCAACCACCGGCAGACCCCCGCCCCUCUGCCCCAGGCCCUGCCACCCAGCGGGAACGCUGACCCCCCCGAGGCAGCCCGGAGCAGGCGCAAGGAGAAGAGGCAGAUCCGGGCGGCAGGGCGGCGGCGCAAGUGACAGGGGUGUGGAGCACAGAAGGGAGAGGGCAAGGCGGGCAAAAUAAUAAAGAGGAAUGGGCAAA
Molecule: messenger RNA, 2918 nt
Organism: Podarcis muralis (Common wall lizard)
Lineage: Eukaryota; Metazoa; Chordata; Lepidosauria; Squamata; Lacertidae
Gene: ZMYND15
Product: zinc finger MYND-type containing 15
Biological process (GO): negative regulation of DNA-templated transcription
Molecular function (GO): histone deacetylase binding
Source: RefSeq, a predicted model, not a curated record